AUGACCGCAGAUCACGCCCGACUGCUCAAACUGCACGAUCGUCGCCGGCUCCUCCGGCUUCAAGGAAAGUCUCCCUCCGCCAAAACCGGCACAGAAAACGGCGCAGUUAGGGCGGGAACAGGGGAUUGGACGAUCAGUGCAAACGUGGGGAACAUAUCUCUGGCCGAAGGGACGGUGACGGAAGUGGGAGGCGGAGCGUUCUACCAGCUAGGAGGCAAUAUGGAGAUGACUAUAGCGGGCCUCUAUUGGGCGGAGGUGCAGCUCGGGCAGCCCGUGCAAAAGUUUAAGGUUCAGAUUGACACGGGCAGUGACGUCAUGUGGGUCACCUGCGCGCCCUGCCUCGCCUGUCCGGUCGCUUCCACAGUGGUCCUUUCCCCGCCGUACGACAUUACCAAGUCGUCAACAGCUCAGGUGGUUGAUUGCGGCACCUCCACCUGCUCGGCGCUGCAGCAAACCAGACGAACCCUCGGGCAGGGAUGCCUGGACAUCUUGUAUCCCAACUCAGGGGACCCGCGGUGCUACUACGGCAUCCAGUACGCCGACAAUUCCAGCAGCACCGGCUACUUGGUUAAAGACCGGCUUACCUUCUCUACUUUGGGCGGUGAUCCCGCUUCUAUGGACUACCUGUUUGGCUGCGGGUUCAAGCAGUCGGGCAACCUGGUAUCGGGCAACCACCUAGUAGACGGGGUGAUGGGGCUCAACAUGGGGGCGCUCUCCAUGCUCACUCAGAUGCAGGUGGCACGCAAGACCAACGGCGUGUUUGCGCACUGUCUAGGGGGCGAGGAGCUCGGUGGUGGGAGUCUCAUUUUCGGCACAGUUCUGGAGGAUGGGCUGCUGUACACGAGUCUACUGGACGAUAGAUCACAUUAUUAUGUCCAGUUGAACGGCAUCUCAGUGGGGGGGCAGCGCCUGCCAGGCAUCGACCAGUCGUCCUUCUCCUCGCAGCCGGACGUGUUUGGCGGCUCGGGCAGCCUGCAGGCGGGAGGGGUGAUCAUGGACAGCGGCACCACCCUCGCCAUGUUCCCCACUCCGAUUUACAACACGUGGCUGGACGCGGUUACUUCUCUCAUCACCUUGCCCCAAGUGGGCGCCACGUCAGACUUCCUCUGCUACGACUUUGGCUCCAACAAGUAUGAGGAACUUUCCAAGUACUUUCCGACGGUGACUCUGCAUUUCGAGGGGGCAGACAUGACCGUUGAACCCCCCGGCUAUGUCUUCCUGCACUCAAAUGGGGUGGUCAUGGCUGCGUGCAUAGGAUGGCAACCCAUGCUUGGAGGAGACUUUUCCAAGAUUACUGUCAUUGGAGACAUAGUCCUGCGCAACCAUCUCGUUGUGUAUGACACGGAUAACAUGAAGCUCGGAUGGGCUCCCUACGACUGUUCCGUGGGAACGAUCACAGCCGAUGGAGGGGAAUACAACGUCACCAUUAUUGUGGGAGCCAAUCUCUCCCCGCCGCCACCGGUCAAGUCGUCCGCCUCUGCGGCUCGGCGCCCCACUUUCAUGCUCUCGUUACUAGCUGCUGCGCUAACAUCUGCAGUGCUUUUCCUCGGCGCUGGUGGAGAGGGUUUGCUAGAAGAGAACGAGUCUUCUUUUCAGCGAGGGCCAGCAGCAGUAGCAGUAAUGGAGGCAUCUGGAAGCAGUGGUUUACCGCUCUCUCUCGCUUCUCCGCAUCUCUCCGCCAUUUGCGCGCUGCAGUACCCAAGCGUAUCCUCCGUCCCGCAUAUUUUUUCCCACAUGGAUGAGUCGGAUUUUCUUAAAGCCCUGGCGCUUUACCCAGUAGUUCGCUCGCGUGACUACAACGAAAACGAUCUCCCGGCCACCGCUGCUUCUGCUUCCUCCCACGCAUCUGAAUCCCAGCGCGGUAAUCCCAAGCAAGUCAGUUUACUUGCAGAGGGAGUUUCCGGGCAGCAACCCGAGACAGGUGAAGCGAAUCUAGGGCUUGGGGGAACGGCUCCUACUCCUUCUAGGUCGUUUUGGGAGGUGCUGCAGGAGCGAGUGGCGGCGCACUUGCCGCCGGGAGAUGCGGUGGCGCUUUGCAACGCGUUGAAAGAGUUUCACGAGGAGCUUAUUCAGCAGAGAUUGUCGCUGGAUGACAUUAGGAGGAUUGCUAAGCAUGGGAAGCUGCUGGAAGUGAAGUGA
Molecule: messenger RNA, 2139 nt
Organism: Closterium sp. Naga37s-1
Lineage: Eukaryota; Viridiplantae; Streptophyta; Zygnematophyceae; Desmidiales; Closteriaceae
Source: the annotation of a GenBank genome assembly